UGCGGGCGGCGGGAGCGCAUGGCAGGUGGCGGGAAGCGGAGGCCGCGCGGCGCGGCGGGAGCGGCCGGAGAGCAGAGUGAAAAAAAUGGAGCUGUCAAGAAGAGAAGAUCAAACCAGGCAGAUAUUCCUGAUAGUCUUUGCCAAGAAGCAGAAACAUGCUAUCAGCUUAGACUGCCUGAGGACUUCUACCAGUUUUGGAAGUUUUGUGAGGAGCUAGAUCCUGAGAAACCAAGUGAUGCACUUGUGUCAAGUGUUGGACUUAAGCUGGUUGGACCGUAUGAUAUUCUUGCUGGAAAACACAAAAAAGCAAAAUCAACAGAUGUGAACUUCAAUCUUCAUUGGAGAUUCUUCUAUGAUCCCCCAGAAUUUCAGACUAUACUUGUUGGGGAUAGCAGAACACAGUACCACAUGGGAUAUUUCAGGGAUGUGCCAGAUGAGCUGCCAGUGUGGGUUGGUGCAAAUGAAGCAAAGAAGGGUUGUGUGAUUUCACAAGUUGGUGAUAAUGUCUUUGCUGCAGUCAAAUUAUUUUUGUCAAAAAAACUUAAGGAAGUGGCUGAUAAAAAGAAAAAUGCUGUUUUGAGAGACAUAGAUGAAAAGCUAACAAGAACAGCAAAAGAACUGGGUUAUUCCCUGGAACAAAAAACCCUGAAGAUGAAACAGAGAGAUAAGAAAGUGGUGACCAAAGCAUUUCAUGGAGCAGGCCUAGUUGUUCCUGUAGACAAAAAUGAUGUUGGAUACAGAGAACUUCCUGAAACAAAUGCUAAUCUUAAAAAAAUUUGCAAGGCCAUUGUUGAUGCUCCAACUGAUGAGGAGAGAGUGAAGGCCUUUGCACCCAUUCAGGAAAUGCUGACCUUUGUUCAGUUUGCUAAUGAUGAAUGUGAUUAUGGAAUGGGGUAUGAGCUGGGCAUGGACCUGUUUUGCUAUGGAUCACAUUACUUCCACAAGACGGUGGGCCAGCUGCUGCCCCUGGCUUACACCCUGCUGAAGAGGAGCCUCUUUGCCGAAAUCAUCGAGCAGCACCUGGGCAGCCGGCGGGAGGAGGACCUGGAUCAGCUGGAGCCCUGAGCCGUGCGCGGGGGCUGCAGCUGGGGGCGGCCCUGUGCGCCCGGGGCCGGGCUUGUCCGUGUGUCUGUGGGGCUUUUUGUACUCGGUGGCGGUGUUCCCUCGCUCAGUAAAGGUUUUCUAAGGAACGCGCUGCUUCCCGCUGCUGGCUGCACGGCGGGCCCGGGACGGGAGUGGGGCUGAGGAGC
This is a messenger RNA of Melospiza georgiana, 1250 nucleotides long. Its product is annotated as histone PARylation factor 1. The transcript is spliced from 8 exons. The coding region runs from base 19 to 1065 and encodes 348 amino acids. The record is from RefSeq and is a predicted model, not a curated record. Gene Ontology annotation, cellular component: nucleus. Lineage: Eukaryota; Metazoa; Chordata; Aves; Passeriformes; Passerellidae. Gene Ontology annotation, biological process: regulation of protein ADP-ribosylation; DNA damage response. Gene Ontology annotation, molecular function: histone binding; poly-ADP-D-ribose binding.